Colius striatus (speckled mousebird) is the source of this 1109-nucleotide messenger RNA. It is a transcript of the gene MRPS25, whose product is annotated as mitochondrial ribosomal protein S25. Gene Ontology annotation, cellular component: mitochondrion. Lineage: Eukaryota; Metazoa; Chordata; Aves; Coliiformes; Coliidae. Gene Ontology annotation, molecular function: structural constituent of ribosome. The transcript has 4 exons. Bases 70 to 588 code for a protein of 172 amino acids. The record is from RefSeq and is a predicted model, not a curated record.
GCGGGGCGCGGGGCGGCGCUUCCCGCCACUUCCUGCGCGGCCGAGCCGAGCCGGGCCCGCGCCGCCGCCAUGCCCAUGAAAGGCCGCUUCCCCAUCAGGCGGACGCUGCAGUAUCUCAGCCAAGGCGACGUCAUCUUCAAGAGCUCGGUUAAGGUGAUGACCGUGAACUACAACACGGCGGGAGAGCUGAGCGAAGGGGCGAGAAAGUUUGUGUUCUUCAACAUCCCCCAAAUCCAGUACAAGAACCCCUGGCUGCAGAUCAUGCUGUUCAAGAACAUGACCCCCUCGCCCUUCCUGCGCUUCUACCUGGACACUGGAGAACAAGUUUUGGUUGACGUGGAAGAUAAAAACAACAAAGAGAUAACUGAGCACAUUAAAAAAAUCUUGGGGAAAAGCAAAGAAACACUUGAAAAAGAGGAAAGAGAAAGGAAAAAACUAUUCCAUCCAGCAACUUUUGGGCCCAAGAAGUAUCAUCUGCGAGAAUGCAUGUGUGAAAUUGAAGGCCAAGUUCCCUGCCCUGCUGUUGUGCCACUUCCCAAAGAGAUGAGAGGAAAAUACAAAACUAUGAAAAAAGAAGCAUCAGAUUGACACCUCAAGUCAGGCAGUUGUUUCUCCUUGUGACCGGAUGACAAAGGUACUUCAAUGAGAGGCAACAGCUAAUGGCUGCCAGAAACAGGAACAAGCAGGUUCACAGAAUACAGAGACCCUUGUAUGAUGUGUUCUUACAGCUACAACUGGAAUAAAGUGAAAAAUAAGGUUAAAACCCCAGCUUUUUUUGGUGCCAGAUUUACAAAGAAUUACAGUCAACACUGCAGAAAAUAACAAGGAAAUCAAAAGCCUUCCUGCUGAUUUCCAUCUUACACUAACAUAAGACAGCCAAGUGCCAAGGGAACUCCAGACUCAAACUACAUGCUGAGUUUUCUUGGUGUGUUUAGUUACCACUCAGAAAGUUGAGUCCCACUUAAAAGAUACUUUUGCACCUCUGAGAAGCACUGAUCAAGUGAAGAGGAUCAAGAGUAAAGGAGAACACGUAAGUUGGUAUUUGAAAGACAUGCUUUACAGUUAUCUUCAUUGUCCUUCACAGAAAAGUAAAGCAACUCUUAAGACAA